UGCGCAACCACGCGAAGGUCAGCCACUUCCGAAUCUGCAAGAGCCCCGCGGGCAGCCUCUACAUCCAGAAGGGACAUCCCUUCCCCGACAUGGAGGAGCUCCUCGCCUUCUACACCGAGCACUGGAAGGUCAUCCAGAGCCCCUUGCUGCAGCCCUGCAGCCCCGCGACCCCCCCUGAGAGGGACGGCUGGGAACGCCCACGCUGGGAGUUCACCCUGCGGAGGAAGCUGGGCGAGGGCUACUUCGGAGAGGUGUGGGAAGGACUGUGGAGGAACACGGUGCCGGUGGCCAUUAAGAUCAUAAAAGCUGACAUGAAGGCAGAAGACUUCACCAAGGAGAUUCAGAACCUGAAGCGCCUGAGGCAUGAGAAGCUGAUCCAGCUGCACGCUGUCUGCUCGCUGGAUGAGCCUGUGUACAUCAUCACUGAGCUCAUGCGGAAAGGCAACCUCCACAGCUACCUCAACAGUCCUGAAGGGAAGUCCCUGGGCACCUCCCACCUGCUCAACAUCGCCUGCCAAGUGGCCGAUGGGAUGAGGUACCUGGAGGAGAAGCACAUCGUCCACCGAGACCUGGCAGCCAGAAACAUCCUGGUGGGAGAGGAGCUCACCUGCAAAAUCGCUGAUUUUGGACUUGCACGGCUCCUCAAGGAUGACAUUUACUCCACCAGCAGCAGCACCAAAAUCCCGGUGAAGUGGACAGCCCCAGAGGCAGCCAACUACCGCACCUACUCCCUCAAGUCCGAUGUCUGGUCCUACGGGAUUCUGCUCUAUGAAGUCUUCACGUAUGGACAGAUCCCGUACGAAGGAAUGACGAACCAAGAAACCGUACGGCAAAUCACCAGGGGCUACCGCCUUCCCCGGCCCAGCUCCUGUCCUCCCGAGAUCUACAGCAUCAUGCUGGAGUGCUGGAGCGGCAACACAGAGGAGCGCCCUACCUUCCUGGCCCUGCAGGAGAAGCUGGGCUUCAUCUACAGACGGCUGCUCAGCUCCCUCUCCUGA
Phaethon lepturus (White-tailed tropicbird) is the source of this 998-nucleotide messenger RNA. It is a transcript of the gene SRMS, whose product is annotated as src-related kinase lacking C-terminal regulatory tyrosine and N-terminal myristylation sites. Gene Ontology annotation, biological process: cell surface receptor protein tyrosine kinase signaling pathway; cell differentiation; protein phosphorylation. The transcript has 6 exons. Gene Ontology annotation, cellular component: extrinsic component of cytoplasmic side of plasma membrane. Lineage: Eukaryota; Metazoa; Chordata; Aves; Phaethontiformes; Phaethontidae. The annotation marks the transcript as partial. The record is from RefSeq and is a predicted model, not a curated record. Gene Ontology annotation, molecular function: non-membrane spanning protein tyrosine kinase activity; ATP binding; signaling receptor binding.